This is a messenger RNA of Saccharomycodes ludwigii, 2160 nucleotides long. RefSeq names its product 1,4-alpha-glucan branching enzyme (gene GLC3). Bases 1 to 2160 code for a protein of 719 amino acids. Gene Ontology annotation, cellular component: cytoplasm. NCBI's taxonomy places the organism in Eukaryota, Fungi, Ascomycota, Saccharomycetes, Saccharomycodales, Saccharomycodaceae. The transcript has a single exon. Gene Ontology annotation, molecular function: 1,4-alpha-glucan branching enzyme activity; hydrolase activity, hydrolyzing O-glycosyl compounds; cation binding. The record is from RefSeq and is a predicted model, not a curated record. Gene Ontology annotation, biological process: glycogen biosynthetic process.
AUGACUACAAAUAAUAACAAUGAUAAUGCCACUGCCAAUAGCAACGUACCUGAUAAUGUUAAGGGUUGUAUCCAAUUAGAUCCAUAUUUAAGACCGUUUGCUGAUGUUUUAAGUGAAAGAAGAUAUUUGGCAGAUGAAUGGAACUACAAAUUAACCAAUGGUAAUAGCACUAGCUUAACUGAUUUUGCGAGAAAUGCCUAUAAAGAGUUUGGUUUCCAUGUAAAUGCCAACAACAAAGAUAUUACAUUCAAGGAAUGGGCACCUAAUGCAUCUAGAGCUUUUUUAAUUGGUGAUUUCAAUAACUGGAAUGAGUCCUCUCAUGAAUUGAAAAAAGAUGAGUAUGGUAACUUUGAAAUUCUUUUACCACCUGUUAAAAAUGCCGAGAGUGGCGAACUUCAAUAUGCCAUUCCUCAUGAUAGCAAAGUUAAGCUUUUAUUUAUUUUACCAGAUGGUUCAAAAAUAUAUAGGAUCCCUGCUUGGAUCACUAGAUGUACCCAGCCUGAUGAGGAGACCGUGAAGCAAUAUGGUCCAGGCUACGAAGGCCGUUUUUGGAAUCCAAAUAUGGAAAUAUACAAGCCUACUUCUGCUAAUGUCGCUCCCACUGUAGGUACCUCUGGUUUGAAAAUUUAUGAGGCUCAUAUAGGGAUAUCCACUCCAGAGCCUAAAAUAGGUACUUAUAAUGAGUUUACUGCAAAUGUGUUGCCACGUAUUCAUGAUCUGGGUUAUAAUGUAGUCCAAUUGAUGGCCAUCAUGGAGCACGCAUAUUAUGGUUCGUUUGGGUAUCAAGUAACUAAUUUUUUUGCGGUCAGUAGUAGAUAUGGUACACCUGAUGAUUUGAAAAAAUUAAUAGAUGCUGCGCAUAAGUUAGGUAUUAGCGUUUUCCUUGAUGUAGUCCAUUCCCAUGCAAGCAAAAAUUCAGGGGAUGGCUUAAAUUUCUUCGAUGGUUCGGAUCACCAAUACUUCCAUUCUCUUCAGUCUUCUGGUGGCAGGGGUGAGCACCCCUUAUGGGAUUCUAGAUUGUUCAACUAUGGUAAAUACGAAGUGCAACGAUUUUUAUUGGCUAAUUUGGCAUUUUUCAUUGAUGUGUACAAGUUUGAUGGGUUCCGAUUUGAUGGUGUGACCUCAAUGCUUUAUUCGCACCAUGGAUGUGGUUUUGGUUUUAGCGGCGAUUAUAAUGAAUAUCUAUCCCGUGACCGAAGCUUUGUUGAUCAUGAGGCAUUGGCCUAUUUGAUGUUAGCCAAUGAUUUAAUUCAUGAAAUGCUACCUGAUAGUAAUACUAUUGCUGAGGAUGUUUCUGGCUACCCCACUCUAUGUUUGCCUAGGUCAAUUGGUGGUGGUGGUUUUAACUAUAGAUUAGCAAUGGCAAUUCCUGAUAUGUGGAUCAAGUUAUUGAAGGAGUGCAAGGAUGAAGAUUGGGAGAUGGGCAAGAUUGUUUACAAUUUGACCAAUAGGAGACAUGGCGAAAAGGUGGUUGCAUAUGCGGAAUCUCACGAUCAAGCUUUAGUUGGAGACAAGACUUUGGCAUUCUGGUUGAUGGAUGCUGCUAUGUACACAGAUAUGACUGUUUUGACAAGUUUGACACCAGUAGUCGACAGGGGUAUUUCACUACACAAGUUGAUCAGAUUGAUUACGCAUUCUUUGGGUGGCGAAGCGUACUUGAAUUUUGAGGGUAAUGAGUUUGGACAUCCGGAGUGGUUAGAUUUUCCUACUCAGCUGAAUGGACAGAGUUAUCAUUAUGCCAGACGUCAAUUUAACUUGGUUGACGACCGUUUAUUACGUUAUAAAGAUUUAUAUCAAUUUGAUAAAUAUUUACAACACUGUGAGUCACAUUAUACAUGGUUGAAUACUCCACAGGCCUAUGUUUCUUUAAAGCAUGAAGUUGAUAAAGUUAUAGCAUAUGAGAGGAAUGGGUUGAUCUUUAUUUUUAAUUUCCAUCCUACCCAGAGUUUUGUAGAUUAUAGAAUUGGCGUUGAAGUUCCUGGCGCUUAUAAGAUUAUUUUGAACAGUGAUAGGUCUGAGUUUGGUGGACACAAUCGUAUUGACGAAGCAAAGUCAAGAUUCUUUACUGUUGAUUUGCCUUGGAACGGGCGUAAGAAUUAUAUUCAAGUUUAUAUUCCGAGUAGAGUUGCAAUUGUCCUAGCCUUGGAAAAUAGGGUAUGA